AUGGCACCUAUUGCAAUCCCAGUCAACUCAGACAUCCAAGAGAAGGACACUGUCCAGCCCAAGAAAGAUACAUUGGCUCUUCCAGAGGCGGCAAGAAAGAGACUCGAGAAAGCUGGCGUUGACUUGUCCAACGGGUACCCGUACAGACCUGCUAAGCCAUUGUACCUGGACGACGUGUACAAAAUCAGGGACUAUGAUCGCGAAUAUGUGGAUCCUGGCUCUAGAGCCGACCCAGAGAAAAAGGCUCUGCUCAGUGCGGCAAAGGAAGUCAUCCAUCUCACUGCUCAUAUCGGUACUGAGAUCGUUGGUCUGCAACUGAAGGAUCUUACCGACCAGCAGAAGGAUGAGCUUGGCCUGCUGAUUGCGGAGAGGAGUGUGGUUUUCUUCAGAAACCAGGACAUUUCGCCGCAACAGCAACUGAAAUUGGGUGAAUGGUAUGGUGAGAUCGAGGUUCAUGUGGGUUCUCUACCUCAAGUACCUUCAGUACCAGGUGUACCAGGCACGACCGUGAUUUGGCCUGCGUUGCAGGCUACUGAGAUUCUACCCAGCUUCAGACAGACUGGAGGAGCGUCCAGGUGGCACACUGAUCUCGUGCACGAAAGGCAACCCGCGGGUGUGACCCACCUGCAUAACGAUACCAUUCCAAAAAUUGGCGGCGACACUUUGUGGGCUUCGGGCUAUGCGGCGUAUGAAAAGCUUUCGCCAGACUUCAGGAAGAUCAUCGACGGCAAGCAGGCUGUGUACCGCAGCGCUCACCCAUACCUUGACCGAAAUAACCUCACAGCCGGGCCGAAGUACAUCGAGCGUGUGCAUCCGCUCGUUCGAGUGCACCCUGCCACAGGCUGGAAAGCACUCUGGGUCAACCGAGCCAUGACAGUCCGAAUUGUUGGCCUGGACAAAGCUGAGAGCGACCUGAUCCUUGGGUACCUGUACGAUGUGUAUGAGAAGAAUGUUGAUAUCCAGGUGCGAUUCAGGUGGACGCCGGGUACCUCGGCGCUGUGGGACAACAGGAUCACAAUCCAUAACGCCAGCUGGGAUUAUGAAGGGACUGAGCCGAGGCACGGUACGAGAGUGACUGCGCUGGCAGAGAAGCCGUUCUUCGAUGCAAAGGCACCGACAAGGCGACAGGCUCUCGGUCUUGCUGGUCCGGAUGAUAUUUGA
This is a messenger RNA of Macroventuria anomochaeta, 1161 nucleotides long. Its product is annotated as TauD-domain-containing protein. The coding region runs from base 1 to 1161 and encodes 386 amino acids. The record is from RefSeq and is a predicted model, not a curated record. The transcript has 4 exons. Gene Ontology annotation, molecular function: 2-oxoglutarate-dependent dioxygenase activity. Lineage: Eukaryota; Fungi; Ascomycota; Dothideomycetes; Pleosporales; Didymellaceae. Gene Ontology annotation, cellular component: cytoplasm.